AAUCCGCGGUCACACUGCUGUGUGGAUUUUGCGUGUGUAAAUACUUGAAAAAAUUCAAGAAAAAAGCGAAAAAAGUUUCUGGUCGUGCGUCAACGUUAGCGAACAAUGCAAAAUCAAAUAUGUUUUCCACUGCAUACAGAAAAAUAAACAAACACAAGAAGCAUAAAGUAUGCAGAAAAUUAAACACAAAAGGAGCCAUUAAGUGUUGCGUGUGAAAGAAAUUAACGUUUUUGUGCAGAUCGUCGUAGUCGUCAUACAACCUUUCUGUUUCAAUAGCACGUACAAUGGAUAUUUGUUGAAACUUUUUUGCAUUUACAAACUGGUGCUUAAGAACAACAACAACAACAAGAAAAACAACAGCGACAUCCCUCGGAGGCACACGCAAAGCAAAAGAAAGAAAGGAAAAACAAAAAAAUUAAUAUAUACAUUUAUAUAGCAUCAAAUUUACAUUAAGCGCCAAGUCGAGGAAGGGACAAAGAAGAAGUCAUUUUUAUUGUAGGACAAACGCACCAGUAAAAUUAAUCAAUCAACUACACGUUCCUUAAAACAAAUGUUUUCCAAACCGCAAACCAACUAAACGAAAUAUGCUUUUGAAUUAGUUUAAGCAGACAACAGCACAGCACAAAACCAGAACAAGCAAAGCCAUAAAAAAACAUUUUAAUUUAACUCCAACAAAAGCCUGUGGAGACGAUAUAUGUAUACAAAUAUAUGUCGAGAUAUAUAUCACACCAUAUAUACAUAUUUAUAUAGGAACCACCACUACCCCGGGUGUCCAAACAUAACGACACCGAUUAAGUCAAACCGCAGGGAAAACCACAACAAAACACUCAGAGAGCCAGCAAAGGAAAAAAUCUAUUUUUUGUAUUGCUUAGUGCUGGCAAACAAAAAGAAAGGAAGGACAGAACAUCGUAUUGGAGAAUCUCGUCAGAUUAAGUGGAUUUCUAUCUCCGAUAAAGAACUGAAUGUUCUUGGAUCGCUGGACUACAAGGGGAACCAAUCGUCGUGUCAUUCGUGCAUCAGUCAUAGUCGGAGACAGAGUCAGAGAGUCUGGAGUCUGGUCAAGGAAUUUAGUGUAAAGCCUAUAAGAAUAAGCCUUCCCAUCGAGGGAAACAAAAGUGAAAGUGAAAGGGAAAGUAAGCAAUAGCCAAAGAGAACCUGUCGAGAGAGGAUUGUGGCACCGGGAGGAUCAGAGAGUGAGCAACGCCAAAGUACAAAUGCAUAAAUCGAAACUGAAUCUAUAACUUAGAACCGGGUAUCAAGCAAUUCCCCUGGCUGCAUACGUAUCAUCCCAGGACACAAGCACCAAUCAAAUCCAAUUUAGACGCAGCAACAGCAGCCGCCUCAGCCUCAACAGAUCCCCCAAACAAUUAGAUUAGCCAACAGCAGAGAGAAAGAUAGACGGACAGAGACAGCGACAGCGACAGGCAAGCCAGAGCUCUGUAGCCAGCAGCUCCUCGUCAUCAUCCUCAUCCAAGUUUGCAAGCGUAACGGAGAGUCGACGUAGUGGCUGCAGUACGCGUAAGCGUCCAUAAAUCUAGUUAGCAUGGAGUGCUGUUUAUCGGAAGAGGCAAAGGAACAAAAGCGCAUCAAUCAGGAAAUCGAGAAGCAGUUGCGCCGCGACAAGCGAGAUGCGCGACGGGAACUUAAAUUGCUGUUGCUUGGCACGGGCGAGUCCGGCAAGUCAACGUUCAUCAAACAGAUGCGUAUUAUCCAUGGCAGCGGCUAC
Molecule: messenger RNA, 1726 nt
Organism: Drosophila miranda
Lineage: Eukaryota; Metazoa; Arthropoda; Insecta; Diptera; Drosophilidae
Exons: 4
Coding region: 120-215 (31 amino acids)
Source: RefSeq, a predicted model, not a curated record